Sclerotinia borealis F-4128 is the source of this 1020-nucleotide messenger RNA. Lineage: Eukaryota; Fungi; Ascomycota; Leotiomycetes; Helotiales; Sclerotiniaceae. The record is from the annotation of a GenBank genome assembly.
AUGCGAAAGUUCUUCUCGAGCAGAUGCGUCACCGGCAAGAAACAAGGAGGAAAAGUGGCGGGGAAAGUGGUAGGCAAAAUUCGGCGACUUAUGAUGGUCAAGGAUGAGAAAGACGAUAGGUUCAUGGGUGGGGAUGAGGUAUCUUCAGGUUCUGUCUCGACGGCUCCUGUCUCGUUCUACAAUUCUUUUAUUUCAAAAUAUUCCAUCUCAUCUUGUACAUCCGAAAGUUCGAGCGAAAAAGAUCCUGCGUGUCUAACUGAAUAUUCAUCGUCUCCGGACCUAACAGAGUAUGACGAUGUUGCCCCGAGGAACAAAAUUGAGACUCUUAUUGCUUCGAAUUGGGGUGAUAUUGUUCUUGAAUACUUGAGCCAUUCCAAAUUCCCCUACGAAAAUCCAACUUCAAAUUUUUCCGAUGCUCCAUUGCUUAGUAAUGUUGGAAUAGAGAAAGAAUAUGAUGAGAUAUUAUCUCAAAGUUCUUCUAGUUCCAGUUUGACCAUUACCGGUAACUCCUACCAAGAAGAGGUCCUGAUAUUGGAUGAUGUUUUUAAAAUGGAGCAUUCUGGCCGUCUGAGAAUGCCAAACUUACCGGGACAAUACGAGCAUCAAAAAUAUUUCAAUCCUGCACUGAUUCCUGAUGUCCAGAACCAACAUAAUCGACCGGGAGUUUCUGAUAUGGACGUUGUAGUUGGCGACAAUAUUUCAACGGGGCCUUCAACCGAAUCAACUGUCAAUGAAACCCACCCCCACCAUGGAUCAACUCCUAAAUCAAUGAAUGAUCUAGAAGGGUUAGACGCUACUGUUGCUAAUAUGGGGAGGCAGAAAGAUUACUGGGAGGAUCAUCGUAAUCGAUCCGAGAUAUCGAAUAUAGUUGGCCGCGAAGAAAGCAUCACCAACAGCAAUGGCACACACAGAAAACAGCUUUCGUGGAACAUCAAGGGAAUCCAUGAGUCUAUCGACAAAGGCAUGACUCCACUUCAGCUCCAUGACCACAAUACUGGUCGACAUGCUGACAAUUUCUAG